Crotalus tigris (Tiger rattlesnake) is the source of this 6876-nucleotide messenger RNA. It is a transcript of the gene XKR6, whose product is annotated as XK related 6. NCBI's taxonomy places the organism in Eukaryota, Metazoa, Chordata, Lepidosauria, Squamata, Viperidae. The coding region runs from base 1 to 1884 and encodes 627 amino acids. Gene Ontology annotation, biological process: phosphatidylserine exposure on apoptotic cell surface; apoptotic process involved in development; engulfment of apoptotic cell. Gene Ontology annotation, cellular component: plasma membrane. The record is from RefSeq and is a predicted model, not a curated record. The transcript is spliced from 3 exons.
AUGGCGGCCAAGUCGGACGGCAGCGGCUUCUCGCAGCUGCACAACCUGGACGACCUCCCGCACCAUCAUCCGCACCACGCCGCCGCAGCCGCGGCCGGCCCGGGCGGCUGCGGCGGCGCGGGGGACGAGGCCGGGGGCAGCAGCUCCAUGCACAUUUGCCAUUGCUGCAACACGUCAUCGUGCUAUUGGGGCUGCCGGAGCGCCUGCCUACGAAGCUUGCUGGGCCGGGCCGGGGGGUCGGCCUCGGGGGGCCCGGGAGGCGGCACGGACCCGCUGGAGCCGGCCGACGGGCAGCCGCCCUCGCCCUCGGCGGCGGUGGUGGCGCUGGCGGUGGAGCGGCCGUGGCUGGACUGUCUGUGGAUCGUGCUGGCGCUCCUGGUGCUGUUGGGCGAUGUGGGCACCGACCUCUGGCUGGCCCUGGACCACUACGGCCGGCGGGACUACCUGUGGUGUGGCCUGACGCUGGCCUUCGUCCUCCUGCCUUCGGUCUUGGUGCAAAUCCUCAGCUUCCGAUGGUUCGUGCAAGACUACACCGGCGGAGGCCUGGGGGCCGUGCAGGGCCUCACCAGCCGCGGCCCUCCCAUGAUGGGCUCGGUCGGAGGGGGCCGACGGGCUGGCCCGGGACAUCACGCCGCCCCUCCCGGCGCACAGCGCCUCUGCAGGCUUUCCGUCUGGAUCUGGCAGACUGUUAUCCACCUGCUGCAGAUGGGACAGGUCUGGAGAUAUAUCCGAACCAUGUAUCUGGGGAUCCAAAGCCAGAGGCAAAAGGAACACCAGCGGCGCUUUUACUGGGCUAUGAUGUAUGAGUAUGCAGAUGUCAACAUGCUGCGCCUCUUAGAGACUUUUCUCGAGAGCGCCCCACAAUUGGUGCUACAACUCUGCAUAAUGAUCCAGAAGAACCGUGCAGAAGCUUUACCAUGUGUAUCCUCUGUGGCCUCCCUGAUGUCCCUGGCUUGGGUGCUAGCCUCCUAUCACAAGCUUCUCCGGGACUCUAGGGAUGAUAAGAAGAGCAUGAGUUAUAGAGGAGCCCUUAUCCAUCUCUUCUGGCGUCUCUUCACCAUCUCAUCCAGAGUUAUCUCUUUUGCCCUCUUUGCUUCCAUCUUCCAGCUCUAUUUUGGGAUCUUUGUCGUGGUCCACUGGUGCGCCAUGGCCUUCUGGAUCAUCCAUGGUGGGACAGAUUUCUGCAUGUCUAAAUGGGAAGAGAUUCUCUUCAACAUGGUGGUAGGGAUUGUGUACAUUUUUUGCUGGUUUAAUGUCAAGGAAGGGCGGACCCGAUACCGAAUGUUUGCCUAUUACACCAUAGUCUUGACAGAGAAUGCUGCCUUGACGCUCCUUUGGUAUUGUUACAGAGAUCCCGACACUACUGACUCAUAUGCUGUGCCAGCGCUUUGUUGUGUCUUUCUUAGCUUUGCUGCUGGGAUAGCACUGAUGCUCUUAUAUUACGGCAUCCUGCAUCCCAUGGGGCCGAGAGCUAAGAUUUUUGCCAGCUCCUGUUGCGCCGAGCUGCUCUGGGGCAUUCCUUUGCCCCCUGACAUUGAACCCAUGGCUCCUCAAACCCCUGGGUAUAGGGUGGCCCAGGCUACGCCUCCCAGAGCGGCCACGGAGCAACAGGAGGAACUCACAGCUGACACAUGCUUACCAGUUUUCCAAGUGAGAGCUAUGGUGCCAUCAACUCCGUCUGGGAGACCAUUCCACCCAGAAGGCCCUCUCAUUAAGAUAGACAUCCCAAGAAAGAGAUACCCAGCUUGGGAUGCUCAUUUUGUAGACCGAAGGUUGAGAAGGACUAUAAACAUUCUCCAGUAUGUCACCCCCACCGCUGUAGGCAUUAGGUAUAGAGAUGGACCUCUCUUGUAUGAAUUGCUACAGUAUGAAUCUUCACUUUAAAAGCUCCUUUAAAUGCAAAUGCCCCUACACACACACACACACACACACACAAAACACACACAAACAGAUACACAGAGACAUGCACACUAUUGCAAAUAAACACCCACCUAUUAAAAGAGGGAUUUCAUGGGUGGGGGGGGAGACGUGGGUUAACUGUUUAUGGUCAAGACAGUUCUGAAAUAACCUUCCAAUAAGUUUUCUUUCUGGUUGCUGUAUGUAUUUAAAGGAAAGAGAGAUCCUCUAUGUUUUAUAAGUAAAAACGAAAUGGAAAGGUUUUCUUUUGUUUUUUACACACAGGAGAAAACAAGAACAACAACACAAACCAACCAGUAUUGCAAACUUCCACGAUUCAGAGGUUGGAGAAAAAUUAAUUACUUCACCUCUGAGUUUUAUAUCUUACACCAAGUGUAGGACAUUAAUAUAGGGAUUGGUGCUGAUUGAAAAUAAUAAUACUAAUAAUAAAAAAUAAAACAAACAAACAAAAAACCUACAACUGCCUUAUGCCCUUAGGUGCUGAGUUUCAUUAUGUACUGUCAUCUUCCUCAUGCAAAAUGUUUGAUUAUUUUAAUGACAUAUAAAUAAAUAGCUAGAUAUAGUGACACACACACACAUAGCUGUGUGUAUGUGUUUAUACAUAAUAAGAAAUUGUACAAAAGAAUCAGGUAAAAAGGAAAUGCCAUUGGUUUAGUUAGAUUGGCACAAUACAGGUGAAAAUGAUUACCCUUCCACCCCCUAGUGAAGGAAAUGCCAAACUAAGUUUGAAGAGGGUUCAUGGCUGUGUUUUGACUGGCGUAAAAGUUACUUUAAUUUGAUAUAUUUAAGUUCCACUUCCUCAUGCCACUUUGAAUGAGACUGUGCAUUAACUACAUCCCUGCUACAGAAAAAAGGGGGUGAUUCUUUAUGAUUCACUAUAUUAAGCUUGAAUCUCAGGGUAUAAUCCUCUUUCCCCCCCCAAAAAGCAAUGAAAACCCAGAUUUUGACUUGCAUCUGUUGUACAAUGACCCAACAAUUAGCAUGGUUCAGAAGCACAAAAAUAUCCCUUCUGGCAUAGAGUCUGCCCAGUUCAUUGAAAUGGGAGAUGUUUUAAAAAGUUCAUGCGCAAAGCUGCUUAUUUACAUUGAAUUGAAUAGGGAAAGCAUUAUAUCCAUUUACCUAUCUUCUUAUCUGAAAAAGUUGAACCAAGGUGCAAGUCUCCAAAAUCAAGUUAUUUCAUUGGUUUUUAAUGCAAUUGUCAUUGGUAUCUUUAAACUUUAAAGCAUAACUGGUCUAUUUGAUUUCUUGGAACACCUUUUAGAUUACCUUUAAUUUUAAAUUGUACCAAAAACAAGCAUGAGAGAAAAGAAGUAGUAUUUGAAGGAAUUUAUAAAGUAUUUAAAAAUUCCAUAACAAUUUCUCUCCUCCCCUCUCCCAAUCAUUUUCAGUCUUAAUAAAACUCAGCAUAGUAGCAAAAAGAAAGUCCAUUUAAAGGAACAUGCUUUGAUUGGAAAUUGGGCUUCUGACUACAGGCAUCAUUUUAAGGCUACAAAGAUGGAUAUAUGAAUUGAAUUUGCAAUGAUGCAGCUUGUUUUUGUGUGAGCCUUAAAGUGAUCUUAUGGCAUUCUCUGGUUUGUUUAUGUUUUUCUAUUUUCUAAGGAAAAGAGGAAAACAAAAAAAAUGAAAAUGGAGGAUUGAAUCUCUGUAUGGAAAUAACUCAUUACUGAUGUGUUUCUGGUGAAAAUUUGGUGCUUAAUAUUUCUAUUGUUUCUAUAGUUGUCAUGAUUUAGCCAAGAAUCAUUUGACUCUAAUACCAUUUCUGGGGAACUACAAACACAGACUUGUUCUGAUGGUGUCCUCCACUGAAUGUAUGUAGAAAAGAAACCACCAUCCAAACAACAAGAGGACAGAUUAGUAUAGAAUUUCAACCUCAACGUUUCAGAUACCUGCUCACAGGAAAACUCUACAGCUAGACUCUGCAUAAACCAUUUGAUGUCCGAAGGUUAACAUUUUGCUUAUUUUCUUCUUUGGCUCUCAGCUGGAAUAGCAGACUGUGUACAAUAUUUCCAUUCAUGAAUUGCUUUGUUAAAAUUAUUUUUCUCUUGUCUAGGGCAUCUAAGAUUUCAGGCUCUUGUCACCAAUACAGAGGGACAAAAAGGGAACAAGUGAACCAUCCGAGACCAAUGCCAGUUUUGGGGUAUGGGUGAAAAUGUAAAAAACCGGCAUAGUGAUCCAAACCAAAUAGAUAUCUUCAGAAUAGAAAUCCAACAAGGGAGAAUGGGUGGAAACUAAACUGGUGGAAGCAUUUGAAAAAGUCAUACUAAUUGUAUAUUUUAAGCUGAAAGUUCUUUUCACCUGAAUAUACCUGACAGUAACAGAUUUUUCAGUGAUGCAGGCAUUGUUAUCAUUAUUAUUACCAAUAUGCUUCAGAAAAGGGUUGAGGAUUUAUUAGGGUAAACUCCAAAUGCACAAAAGUCUUAUUAUUUUUAAAAAACCAAAUGUUUACUAGUCUCAGGGCAAUUAAUAAUUCUUUUAGAUUUAGCAACUCUGGGCUUCUUACUGAAAUUUGUCGUAUGGCUAUCUUUUUAUCCACUGUCAUAUUUUUUAUUUUUUCUUAUUUACUGAGGAUAGUCUUAUUUCAAGCAUCCUAUUUUUAAUAAAGCACUGUAUUCAUUUUUUAUUGGAGGGCAGAUACUAAAAUUGAAAUUCUAUGCCCCUACCCAGAACCCUGGCUGUUUAAAUAUACGUAACAGAUACCUUCUUGUAUUUAUUUAUUUAAGAAAAUUUGUAUGGCUGCCUACCCACUCACUCUCAGUGACUGAAAAAUUAGAGAAAAUAUUUUUGCACAGGCAAAAAAUGCAAAAAAAUUACAAAAUGUUUGGGUCAACAUAAUAACACUAUCACUAUUAGCAACCCUAAUUUAAUAAUGAACAGGGUUUCCCUUUCUGACUUUUCCCCCAUAGAAAUGAAAACUGGUAGACUCACACAGCAUUUCACCUGUAAAAUUAAAAAUGAAGGUUUUUGGUAGAAGUACUCAUUAUGUGUAAAGAAUUCUACAAAUGAUUUGUCUGUAACAAAAUGCUGCCACUGUUCUAUUUUUAAAUUUCCCCUCCAUUACCUCUGAAUCCAAAUAAUAAAUAGCAAAUAAGACUGACAAAAUUUGCCAUGCAGCAAGUUUAUUUUAAUAAACCUGAUUAUUAAGGCAUUUUCUUUUUAGGAUAUAGUAUUGAAGAGAAAUUAAAGGAAUAGAGAAGAAAAUGCAAAUAUGUCUGAAAUAUGCAGCACUGCUUCAGUUCUCAAAUAGAGUAGUAUAAAAUAUGUGUUUAAAUCAAACAGUCCCAAUGUAAUAUCCUUUACUUCAUGCCAUCAACCAUAAUAGUACAUUCUUCUACAUAAAGAUGAAUCACUCUAUUGAUUGAUUAAUUUAUCAUAAUAAAAGUAGUCCAGCCUUUUCAUAGUCAUUAUGGGACUGUGCUUUGUUAGACUUCGAAUUAGAUAGCAACUACUAUCUGAAACCAGCUAAACAUUAAAAAAAUGAAAACAAAUUCAAUGAACAGAAAAAUCUUCAUAUCAUGGAUAUCACUUCAUAUCAGUUUUCUACUACUACAAGUAAUGCAUCAUAUUAACAAAGGUCUCCUUGUCAUGACAGUUAUUGAUCUAGAAGGCUUCAGAUAAUUCUCUCUAUAUAUUUUUCUCCUUUUUACACAUUCUUUAAUUCUCAUCCCCCAUCCCAAGACAAAUACUUCCAAACUGAAAAUAGUAUAGGAGAGUAAGUCACUGAUUUGGUUAUUUUCUGGCUGCAGGGAGAAAAGCAUUCAGCAUGGGAUAUCAUCUUUAUUUGGCGCUACAGAGGCCCCAAGACUUUCUUGCCAAAAUACAAAGGAUGGAGGGCUCUCUCCAGUAUUCAGUUUCAAAAUGAGCCUGUGAUCCAAAGAAAAAAUAGUACUAAAUAAAACAAACCCUCAGAAGAAGUAGUAACAUUACCUUCCAAUAAAUGGCUGUUUUGUGAUUAGCUAGGCCCACCUUGGCAGCCAUUUUAGGAUUAAGCAUGAUAGUCCUUGUAGCAGCUUGUUUGUCAGAAUAGCCAUAAUUUUUCACAAUGGGUCACCUAUUCCAAGGAAUUGUUUACUAUGGGAAAACAAUUCCUUUAGUUUCUCAGCAAUAAAUAUUAUUCCCACUCUCCCUUGAAACUGCAGGGCAAAAUAUCUCAUUUAUUGUUCCCAUGAUAUUGUUUGAAUUGGAUAUAGUCAGAUAGGAUUAAUGUCAGAUUAAGACUAGGAAGACUCAGGAUCAAAUGCUUAUAUUCUUAUGAAACUGACUGAAUGACAUUAUAAUAGUUAUCUUCUCUUGGCCUAACAUAUUAAAAACAGUUUUAAAGAUCAUAUAGUGUGUGUGGGGGGGGGGUGUAGAAAAAUGGAUACCUGGCUCUGAGAUCCUUGAAGAAUCUUGGAAUAUAAAUGUAAUAAAUUAUCCAUCCAGGAACACAGCACUCUUCUGCAACUAAUUAAAGCAGUCAUAAUUUUAUUCAGGCUUCUAUAUGGAAGCUUAUAAAAAAGAAGUGAUUGCUAUAACGAAGAGCAAAGAGCUUCCAUCCUUCUGCUUGUAUCAAAUCCAAAACGCUUCUUCCAUUUCAAAGCUUGUUUGGCCCACAUAUAUCUCUGUUAACUUUUAGUUCUAUGUGUAAUUGAAAGGUAAGAUAUACACUUAAUAAAUCAAUAAUGAAUUCCAAUUAUGACAUUUCAUCAUUCUGGAAACUCACCAAAGUCUGAGUUAAAACUUUAAAGUGUGCUUCAGUUGUAUGCAGGAUAAAAUACCAGAAAUAGAUCUUUACUAAAUCCCUUAAAUGAUCAUGUGUCACUAGUUCUUAGUCCACCUCACAAGAUUAUUGUUAAGAAAAGGAAGCUUGCUCUUGAAAAAAAUAUAUAGAAAUUAGUGCUAUCCUUUAUGUUCCCUUUUUGGUUUCUUUUGUUUGUUAUUUUUAUGGUUGGUUAGUUGAUUUGGUUUUGUUUGUUUCUUUAU